Molecule: messenger RNA, 4613 nt
Organism: Astrephomene gubernaculifera
Lineage: Eukaryota; Viridiplantae; Chlorophyta; Chlorophyceae; Chlamydomonadales; Astrephomenaceae
Source: the annotation of a GenBank genome assembly
ACGAGAUUCCCUUAGGUUGGCUUAGGAUCGGUCCGAAUCCAAACCUAAGCCCAUAGAAACACCCCUAGUGGUCGAGGAUACCCUCCUUCACCUGUACGUUACGGUGUCUGUCGCGUGCGUUUACUUGUUUCUUUAUGAAAAACACUCUAAACUCCGCUUUCUAGGAGCUAUCAGGAGAUGAGGUUCCUUUGGCUGCUUGUCUACAUCUUGGUGGCGGAUGAGCUUGUGACUUCAAAAGGAGUGCCCGUCAUAGCUGGGAUAGGUGAAGGAUGACAUACACAGCACAGCAUAAUAUCAUAGCGUUUCCAUCAUCCGGAAUCCUAUGGUCGGACCCGGGCGAGUUAACUUCCGACCCCGUGAAGGUCGCAUCCUCUUGCGCAGGUAUCGGCGACAUCACAGGCCCCGUUGCGGAUGUUAACCUUAUGGGCUAUGCUGCUCCCCUCCAGACAGCUCGGGGUCUUCACACACGACUCUUUGCAAGGGCGUUCGUGUUUUUAGAGUCGUCAAAGUCACGGCGGCGGUUUGUAUAUGUAUCCAUGGAUGCAUGUAUGGCAUCACAGCUCGUUUCGCUGAGGGUAGUGCAGCGGCUGCAGGUGGAGUUUGGGGCGGAUAUGUACGGAGCAAGCAACGUAGCCAUCAGCAGCACACACACGCAUGCGUCACCUGCUGGAUUCCUGCAGUACCUCUUGUACGACAUCACGAGUUUGGGAUUCAUACAGGCCACAUUCAAUGCCAUGGUUGAAGGUGUCCUGACGGCCAUCCGUGCAGCACAUGCAUCACUUGGCCCUAUCAAACUGACGCUAUCCAGUGGCGAUUUGGAGGCGGCAUCUAUUAACCGCAGUCCUACAGCCUACCAGGCCAACCCGCUGGGCGAAAGGGGCAUGUAUGGCGCAAAUGUUGAUACCGACAUGACACUGAUAAGCUUGGUUGACAACUCCACGGGUGCCGGACGCGGCAUGCUGGCUUGGUUCGCCGUACACUGCACCUCCCUCAACAACACCAACCGACUGGUAUCAGGCGACAACAAGGCUGCCGCACAGCUGCUGCUGGAACGCUGGGCGGCAGAGGUAGAGGUGCAAGCAGCACUGAGGGGGCAGGAAAGUACAGCGACAGAGCAUGUUAGCGACGAUAUGGUAUCUAAUGUCGCAGCUGCAGCAGCUGCUGAGGCAGUCCUGCGUCUUCGAUUGGAAGAUAUUGCCGGGAACUAUAGUCGCAGCAAAGACGAUGGUGGCGUUCACCUCCAUACCCAAUUGGACUUCAGCAGCGAUGGCGGCGGUGGCCACAGAAUGGAAAAGUCGUCUGGCAUGGGCAAUAGCAGUACUGGGUGUGUGUUGCGCUUUGAGCCUGGUUUUAUUGCUGCAGUGGCGCAGGCUGCAGUGGGCGACGUGAGCCCCAACACAGCAGGGGCAUUCUGCCUUGAUACAGGUCUGCCGUGUGACGCCGCCACCAGCACCUGCAAUGGUCGCAACGAGCUCUGCCAUGGCCGCGGCCCCGCAUGGCCUGACGGCCGCGCCUCGGCUGCCAUCAUCGGUGCACAGCAGUUCCAGAUGGCACGGUGGCUGUAUGAAGCGGCAGCGGUACAGCCAGAGAUGUCCGGUCCCGUGGACUUCCGCUCGACCUUCCUGGACAUGACCAAUAUCACCGUCGCCGCCUCCAACUUGACACGCGCGGGCCGCACCUGCCCGCCGGCCAUGGGCAUGAGCUUUGCGGCCGGCACCACUGACGGUCCGGGCGCCUUCGAUUUCACACAGGGUGACACGCGCGGCCCGCCCCUCUGGCGGCUUGUACGGCACCUGGUGCUGCCACCCUCCCGCGAGCAACAGCAGUGUCAGUCACCCAAACCCAUCCUAUUGGACACGGGCCAGAUAACGGUACCGUACCUAUGGCAGCCACGUGUAACUCAGAUCUCGCUGCUGCGUUUGGGUCGCCUGCUCAUCGCGUGUGUGCCGGGGGAGUUUACCACCAUGGCUGGAAGGCGCCUCAAGAGGGCUCUUUCAGAGCGCUUCGCGGCCGCCUGGGCUGCCCAGGCAGCAAGUGGAGGAAGGGGCGGAGGCCACGAGGAGGGAAGGCCGGUGGUGGUGAUAUCUGGUCUGACGGGGACGUACAGCAGCUACGUGACCACCUGGGAGGAGUACCAGGUUCAGCGGUACGAGGGCGCCUCAACGCUGUACGGGCCCCACACGCUGGACGCCUACAUCCAGGAAUUCCUGCGGUUGGCUGAUGCCAUGAUCGCGGGCACUCCGGUGGAGAGCGCCGUACAGCCGCCGGACCUGGAGUCCCAGCAAGUGAGCCUGCUUGCCCCCGUGGUGGUGGACUGGGUGCCUCCGGGGGCCGCCUUCGGAGCCGUCACGCAGCAGGUGCGGCCCAGCUACUCAACCGGGCAGACGGCGCAAGCUACCUUCAGGGCCGCCAACCCUCGCAACAAUCUGCGUACCAACCUGACCUUCAUGGCAGUCGAGGUGCUGCUGCCGCCGCCGCCAGCACCGGGGCAGGCAGCUGCGCAGGCAGCUGCGCAGGCAGCUGCGCAGGCAGCUGCGCAGGCAGCACUGCAUAAACUGCUGCUGGUUCGGAAGCACCAGCAGCAACAUAUGUGUGAUCCGCAGCAGCAGCAACGGAGCCAGCAGCAGCAGGAGCAGCCACAGGGAGAGCAGCUGAACAGCAACGCACACGGGACCAUCUCUGGGCGAGCGGCUCGUUCGCUAAAAGCAGCCGCAGCGGCCGGCGGCGGCAGUGGAGAUGCUGUCGAUACUGAUGCCGAUGCUGUAAGGGUGGCUGAUGCUGGUGGUGAGCUGGGAGGCGCUCAGCAGCAGUGGGGACUUCAUGGCUCCCGCUCGAAAGCUGGCGUGAAAGAGCGGAUGAGGGAGGUUGAGGAGAAGAUAAUAGAAGUGAAGGAGAGGGCGGAAGGGGCGGCGGAGAGGGAGGAUGGCGAGGUGGAUGCGCCCGAUGUGUCUUCUUCUUGCAGCUCGGUUGAGGGCGAGUGGCGGGUUGUGUAUGACGACCGGGACUGGAUCACUCGCUUCAACUGGUACAGGCCCUUCAAGCUGUCUCCCGAGUCCUUCGCAAGGCUGGAGUGGGACAUCCCGCGCAACAUCCCGCCCGCCACAUACCGCCUGCGCUACUAUGGUGACGCGCGAUCCAUCACGGGGCGGAUAACGCCCUUUGAGGGCUGCUCCGACCCCUUCAGGGUGGAGUAAGUGCUGGCGGGGGCGGGUGGAGUGGUGUUGCCGCUAUGUAACUUUAGACGAUGACCGGCGGGCAUAUAGGCAUCUGAGGUUAGGACAUUCAAUGCAUCAUCAUGGAAGCAUAGGGUUUGUACGAGUGCGAUUUCUGAGUGCGGACUGUUGCGUGAGGCAGGAGUGAAGGCUUGGUCCAUUGUGUUUUGUCUUCGUAAAGAAAGGAUGAGGGGUGCUGGGUGCUCGUUUGCUUUGCUACAGAUCAGGAGUUCAGGAUGGAGAGGAUACAUUGAUGCGUGGAAAUAUGCUUGCAUGGAAAAUGGCAUGUCGUAGGCUCAUCCGUAGCUAAGGUUAGUGUCGCCUGCAUGGCAGUCCAAAUCCCUUUGUGCUUGCACAGUGGGUAGAUGGACAAAAGCGCUAGGAGAACAUCGGUGUUGUGUAGCUUUAGGUGAAGUCUCGGUUUUGUGUGUCAUGCAUGUGAGGCCUGUUUGCGGUUAGUACACAGGUUCUUUGCCCCUCUAGCUUUGGGCCUACUAAUUGAAUUACGGUGUCCAGCAAGGGCCUUGCUGGUGUACUAUACAUUUUGGCAGCUAUGUUUGCUCGGGUAGGGUGGCACACCCUAGGAAGUUUGUACGGCAAGGCAUACUUCUUCGUUUCACGUCUGCGCAUGUAGGGAUGUGGCAUGUUCCAGUUGCGGUUAUGGUAUGUAGUUUUUCCACACUUCCAACAAGCACUAUGGUUACAUGCAUCUUAAGAACCCCUUGUCAUGUGUUGUCUGCGGUUUCCCACUCCAGAACUGAAGGCCGGUAUCGGUGCAGUCGUGUUGCGCAAGAAGCGGUCAACUGCAGCAGCAAUUGCUGCAAUUACAAGCAGUGCAGGGAUCAACGGUUACCGUACGGGUACGCCAAUACCGUACACACAAUUGGGGUAAACCGUCCAGGAGCCACACACAUGCGGCUCGCCUUAAAUGAAAGCCUUGUAAGCACGUUUCACCAUAUUCCCAGGAAUCGUGCUGGUCCGUAUCACGCGCAUCUGUGUGAUUUCCGAUGAAGCAGGACAGGGCUGCUCCGAAGCGGAAGCUGUGGCAUGACCCUCUCCAAAGCAGCUACCUCACACCAUUAUUCACACUUUCUUCAGCAGAUUGGCAUCAGCCAUCAUCAUAUUACGCAUCAGUAAGCACACUCCUGUCUACCUGGGAGACCGGCUGGCUGGACCCCGAAAACCACAUCAACAAUGCAACAGUCAUCAGGACAUAUAGCGACGCUGCUCCUGUGUUCCUCGUUCCUCCGCCACGUAUUGGGCCACGUGCACGCCGCCUCAACCCGCACCCAACGUUUCGCGCAGGGGCAACGGCACGGUUUUGCUUACCCUGCACCCAUGACUGCUAAACAAACGAGGAGAAAACCAAGUGAGGUAGGCGUUGUCACGCCGUUGUCCUUU